Linum tenue is the source of this 324-nucleotide messenger RNA. The record is from the annotation of a GenBank genome assembly. Lineage: Eukaryota; Viridiplantae; Streptophyta; Magnoliopsida; Malpighiales; Linaceae.
AUGGACGAGACAGAGGAAACCGCGAGGGAGUUCAAUCCAAGAGACCCUACCUUCCUUCCACUAGUUCCCGACCCGGAUGCAGAGAGAGUUGAUUUGAAGCAUCAGACGAUGGAUGAAAGGAAGAAUUCCAAGGAAUGGAUGAUCGAUCAUGCACUCCAGGAAGCUGUCACCAAGCUUGCUUCAGCUACAAGGAAGAGGAAAGUUGCGCUACUUGUUGAAGCUUUUGAAACGGUAUCGCCUGUACCCAAGUAUGAGCCUCGUAUUAGGCAUUCCUCCCCAGUUUUCUCUCCAACUACGCCCAGGCCCAUUCAAGCCUGCAGUUGA